UUAAUCUCUACACAACUCUAAAAGUGGGGGGAGAGAGAGAGACCUUCGGCUUUGGCCAUCAUCGCCAAAACCCAACAGUCAAAACCCUUAUCCCUCAUCCCUCUCCGCCCCCAUCACUGCAGCUAUGUCUUUGGACUCUCACAUAGAAAAGGUCCUAUGGACCAAGUUCCAAAUCUCAAAACGAGUCACCGAACUCGCCUCUCAAAUCACCUCCGAUUUUUCCUCUGUUUCUCCCCCUCCACUCGUUGUGGGCGUGGCCACUGGCGCUUUCUUGUUCUUGGCUGACUUGGUCAGGCAAAUCCAACUCCCCAUUUCCGUUGAUUUCAUUCGUGCCGAAUCAUACGGUUCUGGCACUGAGUCCAGCGGAGCUCCCCGUAUUUCCCUCGACUUGAAGCUCGAUGUUAAAGAGAAACACGUCAUUCUGGUUGAGGACAUUGUAGACACAGGAAACACUUUAUCUUGUCUCAUUAAACACUUGGAAUCCAAGGGAGCAUCUGCUGUAUCAGUGUGUACUUUCCUUGAUAAACCAACCAGAAGGAAGGUGCAUUUUGAACUAUUGGGUGAUGGAAAAUAUUACCAAGGAUUUGAGUGUCCAGAUUACUUUGUCGUGGGUUACGGAAUGGACUUCGCUGAACUAUACAGGAAUUUGCCUUAUGUUGGUGUCUUGAAGCCUGAAUAUUACAAUUGAGUUGAUUCAUCGUCAACAAUGGUAGUAUAGAAUUAUGGAGGUCAACAGUUUUACUCUGCAAAAUGUAUGCUAAAUACUUGCAGAUAGUGUUAAUUUUUGAAAUUACAGAGCUAUAAUUUCUUGAAUAAAAGGUGAAGUUUGCAGGAUUGUACAAA
Molecule: messenger RNA, 843 nt
Organism: Populus nigra (black poplar)
Lineage: Eukaryota; Viridiplantae; Streptophyta; Magnoliopsida; Malpighiales; Salicaceae
Exons: 3
Coding region: 125-688 (187 amino acids)
Biological process (GO): IMP salvage; GMP salvage; purine ribonucleoside salvage
Molecular function (GO): hypoxanthine phosphoribosyltransferase activity; magnesium ion binding
Source: RefSeq, a predicted model, not a curated record